AUUAUUGAUACAUGCUAAAUUUGACGGACAGUUAAACAAAUAAGAAACAUACAAUUCAACAGUUUAGUUAAACAAACACUUUGUACAUUGCAGGUAGCUUAGUUGCAAUAUACACUGUCGAUGAAAUAUAUACACUUGCUUCAAAUAUCUAAAUUUCUGAAAUAAUAUAUUUCGAUAAAAAUUUAUGAAAAAUAUAAAGCAAAAGUAGUUUUUAAAACUAAUUUUUAAUAUGGAAAAUGAAGAUAAUUCCAGAAUGGACGGUUUAGAUAAUAUCCAGAAUGGAUUAGCUCAACAGCAAAAAAUGCAACUUUCGUCCAAAGCAACGGCGUUUUCAAUUGCAGCAAUUAUUGGUGGUGGUAACAAUAGCAAUUCUGUUGGACAUUUACAGUCCCCAAAUGAUGAACAACAUCCCUCAACAAUAGCUCCACUCGAAAAAUUUGUAGAAACAUCAACAGCAUCCCCUACCCAGCCUUCGUUUGUCCCCAUCAGUCCACCACUUACUGAUGUGUCGCCGGUCAAACGGGAAGCAGCCCCAGAACUUGACCAUAAUGAGGUGACCACCACUACAUCACCACCAUGCAGCAAAGAGUUAGCCAAUGUCCAUUGUAGACUAGAAACGAAAGAUUUAUGGGACAAAUUCCAUGAACUAGGAACAGAAAUGAUUAUUACGAAAACUGGAAGACGCAUGUUUCCGACAUUACGAGUAUCCUUUACUGGUAUUGACCCUGAGACUAGAUACAUGGUUCUGAUGGACAUUGUUCCAGUAGACAACAAACGAUAUAGAUAUGCUUAUCACCGGUCUUCAUGGCUCGUGGCUGGCAAAGCAGACCCACCACUACCAACACGACUGUAUAUGCACCCAGACUCGCCAUACACUGGGGAACAACUAACAAAGCAAACAGUCUCUUUUGAAAAACUGAAGCUCACCAAUAAUAUGCUAGAUAAAAAUAAUCAGAUUAUUCUCAAUUCCAUGCAUAAAUACCAACCAAGAAUUCACAUCGUGAAGAAAAAGGACACCGGUUCAAACCAAACAUCCGUGUCAAGUUUAGACGCGGAGGAAUUCAAGACGUUCAUAUUUCCGGAAAGUACAUUUAUUGCUGUAACAGCAUAUCAGAAUCAACUGAUAACAAAAUUAAAAAUCGACAGCAACCCAUUUGCAAAAGGUUUCAGGGAUUCAACACGACUUACAGAAUUUGAAAGCUCUGCCUUCAGUUCCGAAUGUCCAACGUAUCCAUUUUUGUACAGAGAAAGCAUGGAGAGUUUAUUACAACAGCACACCUACGCUAGGUCUCCAUUGAGGUCGUACUCAGAGUCAGAGAUAGAGGAACAACUCAAGCAGCACAGAGAAUAUAUGGCGAAGGAAGAUGGUUUAGGUGGAGAUAAACAAAGCGGCGUCCCUCAUUCACCAUGGCCAAUAUGGCGUCCAAUACCAUCAUCUAUGAUGGGGUCGUCUGCUUACCUUCCAAAUGACAGAUCGUUAUACACAUUGUAUGGAGGACUGUUUGGCAUGGCUGCUGCUAAUUCGAACUUUGUUUUUCCAACCGUAGCUUUACAUCCAUUACUAGGAUCUAGUAAUUUACGUCUCAGGGACACAGUUCCUACUAGUGCUUCAUACUCAACCUCAGACACUAGCGGACUCCAUUAUAAUCCAUCCUCUAUGUACAGGUAUCAUCCUUAUCUGACACCGGAAAAAAUAGCACAAAAAGCUGCAGAAAGUGCAGCGGAAGGAUGUCGACAAUAAUCAACUGUGAUAAUUAAUGUAAAAAGACCACGUCUUUCUGUGAAAGCUUCAAACAGUUCAUCUAGUCAUGAUACAUAGACAGGUUAUAAACAGAUCCCGGUGAAAGAUAAACCGGAAGUCUAAAAUUUCAGGUACAAAUCAACAAAUCAAUUUUAUUCGCGGCUUACUUUGUUUGUUACAUAAUUUCAAAUUAUAGGGCAAAAUUGCUAAUGGAUUGCAUUCCGAUAUACCAAAGUGCUUGUAUAAGAUACAACCUUCUUGGAUAAAAGAUUGACAUAUAAUGUUAGAUUUUAUCUUUUUCUUCAAUUGAAACUC
Molecule: messenger RNA, 2056 nt
Organism: Mytilus trossulus (common blue mussel)
Lineage: Eukaryota; Metazoa; Mollusca; Bivalvia; Mytilida; Mytilidae
Product: T-box transcription factor TBX20-like
Exons: 7
Coding region: 230-1741 (503 amino acids)
Biological process (GO): cell fate specification; positive regulation of DNA-templated transcription; regulation of transcription by RNA polymerase II
Cellular component (GO): nucleus
Molecular function (GO): RNA polymerase II cis-regulatory region sequence-specific DNA binding; DNA-binding transcription factor activity, RNA polymerase II-specific
Source: RefSeq, a predicted model, not a curated record